AUGGCACUAUCAUUUUCAGUGCAGAACUUAGCGGCGCUGUAUAUUUCUGCUUUUGCUGAAAGUUACAGCAAUUCUGAACGUCAGGCAGCAGCCCGUGCACUGCUUCGACACGAUGUCCAUCUUGACGGAACUCACUACCACACCAGGAAGCCAGGCGGCCUUCACCCGUCAUAUGCGGCCUUCAACUCUUUUCCUAUAACAAAGCAACAUUCUCUCACUUGUGAGGAGUUGGUCGAAGCCUCAUUGCAAGAUGUCUUCGAUUCGAUUGCUAUGCAGGACCGUCUCAACGGAGGAAUCUCGGUACUGAUUCGUUGCCCAGGUUUCAACACCAACACUGCACUCUCUCCAGGGGAUGUGGCAGUUGAUUUAUACAUCACCCCGCGAGAGCUGCAGGAGAACUCUGCACGUAUUGGAGGAGAUAUUGCAGUCUUA
Suillus clintonianus is the source of this 432-nucleotide messenger RNA. RefSeq lists its product as uncharacterized. The record is from RefSeq and is a predicted model, not a curated record. The annotation marks the transcript as partial. The transcript is spliced from 2 exons. Lineage: Eukaryota; Fungi; Basidiomycota; Agaricomycetes; Boletales; Suillaceae.